CCAGUUUACAAGAGUACAUUUAAUAUAUAAUAUAAGCCUGUACUUGUCCUCCUACAAUUUCAGUACUUGCAUAACUACUUUCUUAUUCGACUGAUAUAUGAACCAUCAGUGAUAUUUUCUGAGCAUCCAACUUUUUUUUAUCAAUAAAUAAUAAUAAUAAUUAAUAUUAUUGACCAACGAUGGCUAUCGAUCCAGAACAUGAGAAAGCCUAUUCACCAGGUGCCUGGAGUAAAAAAUACACUGAAGGGUACGAAGAGUUUUUGGAAAUAUCUAAGCGAGCGACGAUCGAUGCGAGAAAUUCUAUACCCUGCAAGUUGGACAUAGCUUAUGGACCUACUGAACUUAUGAAAUAUGAUUACUAUGGGACCAAUUUACCCAAUGAUGCACCUGUUUUGAUUUUUAUUCAUGGCGGAUAUUGGCAAGAAUGUUCCAAAGAAAUGGCUGGGUUCCAUAUCAAGCAGUUGGUGUCCAAAGGAAUAAAAGUAUUUAAUUUAGGGUACAAUUUGUGUCCACAAGUGACUUUGAGUAAUUUGGUAACAGAAACAAGAACUGGGAUAGAAGAAAUAUUAAAAGUAUGCCGGAAAAUGGGUUGUAAAGGUGUUUGGGUGGCUGGGCACAGUGCGGGAGCUCAUUUAGCAGCUUCUUUAUUGUACGACCGUGAAUGGCUGACGGCAAUUAAACAAUCAAAGCAAUUAAAUUUACUGAAAGGUCUUAUUUUAAUCGCUGGCAUUUACAGUCUUGAGCCCGUGCUGACAACUUCUUUUAAUCAAGCUUUGAAAUUAACUGACCACGAAGUUAAAACUCUGAGUUUCAAUACCCUGGACAUGAGUAAAGUUGAAGCUGUUAAUAAUAUAAAAGUAAUAGCGGUCGUUGGUGAAAAGGAUGCUCCGGUUUUUGUUAAGGAAUCAAAAAAUUACUCAAAAAGGCUCAUUGAGUUUGUGGACCAAGUAGAAUUUGUUUUAUUAAGAGACAUGAUCGAUCACUUUGAUAUCAUAGAAAAUUUACGUGACCCGAACUACUUAUUGACCAAAAUAAUUAUAAAUAAUAUUAUGUCAUAACCAGUAACUGCCAUUUUAUUAAAUGGUAUCAAAUAUAUAUAUAAAAUAUAUUUUAUAUUUAAUCA
Microplitis mediator is the source of this 1123-nucleotide messenger RNA. RefSeq names its product kynurenine formamidase (gene KFase). The transcript is spliced from 7 exons. The record is from RefSeq and is a predicted model, not a curated record. NCBI's taxonomy places the organism in Eukaryota, Metazoa, Arthropoda, Insecta, Hymenoptera, Braconidae. Bases 180 to 1058 code for a protein of 292 amino acids.